Molecule: messenger RNA, 1102 nt
Organism: Solea solea (common sole)
Lineage: Eukaryota; Metazoa; Chordata; Actinopteri; Pleuronectiformes; Soleidae
Gene: cav4b
Product: caveolin 4b
Exons: 4
Coding region: 107-742 (211 amino acids)
Biological process (GO): caveola assembly
Cellular component (GO): caveola
Molecular function (GO): molecular adaptor activity
Source: RefSeq, a predicted model, not a curated record
UUAAGCGUCUAUCAGCACGACCGCUCGUGGACGUUUUAGAUUAACACUCAGCAGGAGAUUCCUCUGCCUCUUCUCUCUGACACGGGAUUAAGAAAAGUGAGUGACGAUGAUGAUGGUGAGCGACGACUGUCUGGUGGAGUGUAAGAUCAAUGACGACAGUGACGACGAUGACGCAGGAGGAGAACGGAUGAUGGGCACUACUCCUCCACCUCCUCCUCCUCCAGAGUUUGCGUCCAAAACCCCGACCCCGGCACCCAAACCGACCCCUCCGACCCCACCGAUGCCCCCUGUCACCCCUACACCCACACCCACACCCACCCCUCCUGUCAGCAGAGACCCUCAUGGCAUCAACAAGCACUUACAGGUGGAGGUCAGUGACGUGCUAGCAGAGCCGGCUACGCCCCAUAGCAUCGACCAGGUCUGGUUUUACAGCGUCACCGGCUUUGAGACAACUCGUACCUGGACGUACCGCUGCCUUACCUUGCUGCUCGCUGUGCCCUUCGCGUUCCUCUGCGGCCUUUUACUGGCUGUUCUGGCCUGUCUGCAUGUGUGGUUUGUGGUGCCGUGCGUCCAGCUGAGUAACACUUUCCUCCCCUGCCUGCGAUCCUUGUGUCUGUGCACCGUGAACGAUUUCAUCUCGCCCGUCUGCGCGUCUUUCGCCCUCUGCUGCAGCCAGAUCGCCAUUUCACUGACUAACAAAGACUGGCAACAACUGAAGAACAAAGAGGCUGCAUCAGUGUAACCUGAAACUAAACACACACAUUAUUGACCUGUGAAAGUCAAUAUUGAGUGCAGUCUGAAUGAGUGCAUUCAGACUCAAAGGUUGGAGACAAGGUCUCACCUAGAAACAAUCAGAUGAAUAAAAUAAACACACUUUAAUAAGUGUUUUACGCCCUGAUGAUCUUACAUGAAGCCAGUUUAUAGACAGAUUAUUUCUCUGUCCCAAAAUUGAGAUUUAAAUUUAUAGGAGAUUUACUGUAAGUCUCUACUUUGAAACGACCAACCUGAAGAGAUCAAGUUCUCAGAUCCAGUGAAUUCUUUAACAUUACUUCUUAAAACUAAUUUUUACACACGUGCCUUCAUGUGAUGUCUUCCUUUUUUA